AUGGAUGCCUUCCUCCAGACACUUGUGGAAACUGAAUUUCUCAGGGAUCCGUCUAAGCCACAUAAGGAACAGGCAAAACCCCCAGAGGCGCCAGAGCCACAGCUCUGUAUAUCUCCGACUGCCCAUGGUGAGGACAGCCAUCAUGAGUCGACCCAGAACCAGGUGAUGCCUUCCUCAAAGCCCACAGUGAUGACUUCUAUAUGUUCUGAAAUCCCUGGGAUGGUCCUUACCCAAAUCUCAGCAAUGACUCCUGCUAAAGUUUUUGAUCUCCCCCUUGGAGGUCUAAGUGGGACUUGUUCCAUGGAUCAAGAUUUGUUUGAUCAAAUGAAACCAACAGCAAGUUCCCAGAUGACAAAUGUCACUGACACCCUGAAGGCAUCAUUCGUCACUGACCAGAAGACAACCAUUUCUGCAAGCAAGUUGACAGUCUUCAAUGAAGAUGGCCAGACGAUGACCUUCAACAGUGACCAGACCUUCAAUGAAGGCCAGAAGACAAACCUAUGUGGGAGCCAUUUGAAGACCCUCAGUGAUGCCCACAGCAUCUUUGGAGGCCAGAUGACAACUCUCAAAAGGGGCCAGAUUAUGACCUCUAGUGAUGACCAGAUCCUCUAUGGGGAACAAAUGAAGGCCUCCAGUGAUUACCACAACCUCCAUGGAGGACAGAUGACAACCUCCAGUGGUGACCAGACCCUCUAUGGAGACCAGAUGAAGACCUCCAGUGGUUACCACAACCUCCAGGGAGGCCAGAUGACGACCUCCAGUGGUGACCAGACCCUCUGUGGAGACCAGAUAAAGACCUCCAGUGGUUACCACAACCUCCAGGGAGGCCAGAUGACGACCUCCGGUGGUGACCAGACCCUCUGUGGAGACCAGAUGAAGACCUCCAGUGGUUACCACAACCUCCAUGGAGGCCAGAUGACGACCUCCAAUGGUGACCAGACCCUCUGUGGAGAACAGAUGAAGACCUCCAGUGAUUACCACAACCUCCAUGGAGGCCAGAUGACGACCUCCAGUGGUGACCAGAGCCUCUAUGGAGACCAGAUGAAGACCUCCAGUGGUUACCACAACCUCCAUGGAGGCCAGAUGACGACCUCCAGUGGUGACCAGACCCUCUGUGGAGACCAGAUGAAGACCUCCAGUGGUUACCACAACCUCCAUGGAGGCCAGAUGACGACCUCCAGUGGUGACCAGACCCUCUGUGGAGACCAGAUGAAGACCUCCAGUGGUUACCACAACCUCCAUGGAGGCCAGAUGACGACCUCCAGUGGUGACCAGACCCUCUACGGAGACCAGAUGAAGACCUCCAGUGGUUACCACAACCUCCAUGGAGGCCAGAUGACGACCUCCAGUGGUGACCAGACCCUCUACGGAGACCAGAUGAAGACCUCCAGUGGUUACCACAACCUCCAUGGAGGCCAGAUGAUGACCUCCAGUGGUGACCAGAGCCUCUAUGGAGACCAGAUGAAGACCUCCAGUGGUUACCACAACCUCCAGGGAGGCCAGAUAACGACCUCCAGUGGUGACCAGACCCUCUAUGGAGACCAGAUGAAGACCUCCAGUGGUUACCACAACCUCCAGGGAGGCCAGAUGACAACCUCCAGUGGUGACCAGACCCUCUGUGGAGAACAGAUGAAGACCUCCAGUGGUUACCACAACCUCCAUGGAGGCCAGAUGAAGACCUCCAGUGGUGACCAAAGCCUCUACAGAGACCAGAUGAAGACCUCCAGUGGUUACCACAACCUCCAUGGAGGCCAGAUGACGACCUCCAGUGGUGACCAGACCCUCUAUGGAGACCAGAUGAAGACCUCCAGUGGUUACCACAACCUCCAUGGAGGCCAGAUGAUGACCUCCAGUGGUGACCAGACCCUCUAUGGAGACCAGAUGAAGACCUCCAGUGGUUACCACAACCUCCAGGGAGGCCAGAUGACGACCUCCAGUGGUGACCAGACCCUCUAUGGAGACCAGAUGAAGACCUCCAGUGUUUACCACAACUUCCAUGGAGGCCAGAUGUCAACCUCCAGUGGUGACCACACCCUCUAUGGAAGCCAGAUGAAGACCUCCAGUGCUUACCACAACCUCCAUGGAGGCCAGAUGUCAACCUCCAGUGGUGACCAGACCCUUUAUGGAGACCAGAUGAAGAACUCCAAUGGUUACCACUACCUCCAUGGAGGCCAGAUGUCAACCUCCAGUGGUGACCAGACCCUUUAUGGAGACCAGAUGAAGACCUCCAGUGGUUACCAAAACCUCUAUGGAAGCCAGAUGACAACCUCCAGUUGUGACCAGACCCUCUAUGGAAGCCAGAUGACGACUCUCAAAGGGAACCAGAUUAUGACCUCUAGUGGGGACCAGAUCCUCUAUGGAAGCAAGAUGAAGACCUCCAGUGAUUGCCACAGCCUCUAUGGAGGCCAGAUGUCAACUUCCAGUGAUGACCAGACCAUCUAUGGAAACCAGAUGAAGACCUCCAGUGAUUACCACAGCCUCUAUGGAGGCCAGAUGACCUUCAAUUGUGACCACACUCUUUAUAUGGGCCAGACGAUGACCCUAAAUGGGGGUCAGAGGACAGCCUUUACUGAUAACCACACCGUCUGUGGGGGCCAUAUGUUUCCCCAUCUGUCCUCUUCAUUUCCAUACCCAGGAUUCCUGUACUUUUCAGCUUCUCAUUUGAUCCAAGGAGCCCCAGAAGCACAGUGGAACUCCGAGGCCCAUGGAUGUCAGAGAUGUCGUUUUCAGAAGAAGCCUGACAUUUUGAAGUCCUACAAUUGCACAUUCCAGGGCUGUGGGAAAUCUUUUUCAAAGCCUUCCUACCUCCAAAUCCAUAAGCGUGUACACACUGGUGAGAAGCCCUACUCAUGCAAUGUAGAAGGAUGCACUUGGAAAUUCUCCCGCACAGAUGAGCUCAGCAGACACAAGAGAAGACACAGUGGGGAACGACCCUACUCAUGUACUAAAUGCAACAGAAGUUUUGCACGAUCUGAUCACCUAAAGCAGCAUGAAAGAGUCCACAGAUAA
Choloepus didactylus (southern two-toed sloth) is the source of this 3009-nucleotide messenger RNA. RefSeq names its product Kruppel like factor 18 (gene KLF18). Gene Ontology annotation, biological process: regulation of transcription by RNA polymerase II. The record is from RefSeq and is a predicted model, not a curated record. NCBI's taxonomy places the organism in Eukaryota, Metazoa, Chordata, Mammalia, Pilosa, Megalonychidae. The coding region runs from base 1 to 3009 and encodes 1002 amino acids. Gene Ontology annotation, molecular function: DNA-binding transcription factor activity, RNA polymerase II-specific; RNA polymerase II cis-regulatory region sequence-specific DNA binding. The transcript has 2 exons.